Messenger RNA from Papaver somniferum (opium poppy), 738 nucleotides. RefSeq lists its product as uncharacterized. The transcript is spliced from 2 exons. Gene Ontology annotation, molecular function: nucleic acid binding; RNA-DNA hybrid ribonuclease activity. The record is from RefSeq and is a predicted model, not a curated record. Lineage: Eukaryota; Viridiplantae; Streptophyta; Magnoliopsida; Ranunculales; Papaveraceae. Bases 1 to 738 code for a protein of 245 amino acids.
AUGGAAAAGAUUAGUCUUUACAAGAGAAACAUAAGCGCGGUAUGCCCUUUAUGUGAAUCACAGGAGGAAACUCUACAACAUCUCUUAAUUGAAUGUGAUUAUGCGAACGCAAUUUGGCCAGGAAUGAAUAUUAAUGUGCAUAGUUUACAUAGUCAACAGAUUAGUGUUUCUAGAUGGAUAGCUAGUUGGUUCUCAGACUCUGAUACAGAUGAUGAAAACCUGAGAUGGAAGACUAUUUUAAUAAACCUUGUUGACUUUUGUCUCAAAGAAGAAACACAAUAUCUUAAGGGUAAAAAUAACAUACAACCACAGCAGUGGACUCCUCCACCAACUAGUCAUUUGAAAAUAAACAUAGAUGCUUCUUUCGAUCAUAAUACAAAGGAGAUUGGAAUAGGUUUAAUUAUUCGUGACUCUGCAGGAUCAGCCAAAGGGAUCAGAGGCAGGUACUACCAUGGAGGAGUAGAUCCAGAGCAGACAGAAUGUUUGGCCAUGAAACACGCAAUCCUGUGGGCCAAAGAACUCAAUCUUCAGUUCAGCAACUUACUUUUCGAAGCAGACUGUAUAAAUGUUACUAGUUCCACCAGCAAAGCUAACUUUGUAGUUCACUGGAUGAACCAGAGUCAUGUAGAUGAAAUAAAGCAGCUGUUAUCGGAUUUUUCUUCCUUUAGUGUUAAUCAUGUAAAAAGAACGGCAAACAAUGUGGCUCAUGUAAUAGCCAACAAAGCUAGAACUUUUUAG